GGUCGCAUUGUUGUGUCGCCGCGUCUCGCGAACGCGUUAGUUUGUGUCGGCGGAGCUUCUACGUUCGUCGUUAUUCUGUUUUGUUUACGUUUUUUACUAUCUCUCAGCAUGUCGCGGAAUGCGAUAACAACGAAACAAUAACUUCGUCAGUUCGUUCAAUUCAAAAACGUUUCGACGCUUCGAAAUUUCAAAAUCGCGCGUUACGAUUGUCUUAAACUCUUGUGUUCAACGGUUAUCUCGCUUAUUGGAUUAUCGCAAACAAAAACAACUAGCAAAGUUAUUCAAUAAUUUACAAAACAAAAAACAAAUUGUAAACGUGUUAAGUCGAUGUGUCAUGGUGUAAAAACGAAUUUUUCGAAGCUUUUUCGAUGUUUGUAAGUUGAGCGCGCUGUGCAUUGUUGAAUUUUUGUGCAUUGUGCAUGUGUUCUAUUGGAAGUUGCGCCGGGGUGCUGGAGUUUGGAUUGUUCGCUCGAGUGAAGGAAAGGAAUUCGGAGAAGACCCGCAAACGGCUUUACGGUGACGUUGUUUUGCGUGCCUCGACAAAAACGAUCAUCUCAGGGCGAAUGCGUAUGUACCUUUAUUAUUCUUCUUCAAAAAGACAAAAAACCAUGAGUAAAAACAUGUAGCGUGAUGGGAUGAUCGGGCUGCAAGAAAACGGGUCCACGGCGCCCCCACGAGCGCCGGGCUCGCGAUCUCGUGAGAGGGCCGCACAGGCAGUGGAAUAUUACAAUACCCACCUGCAGAAAGCUCGUGUAAACGCAGGUCUAGCCGCCCCUCGUGCUUCGUUCAACGAUCGACAUCACCAGCAGCGUUCGGGUAGUGGCAGCGGCCGCCAGCAACUGCAUCACCUAAACCCUGACCUGCUCUACCGCAGUAAUUCCAGUUUAGAACUUGUGGAUUUACACGCGGCGCGCCCCUCGAACAACCGAUCGCCAUCUUCGGCCGGGGCUACACUCAAAAGGGAGUACGGUAGUCACGGAUCCAUUGACGUGAUUGAUCGUCCUGGUCCUGGGUCGGCGGGUACCACCAGCGAGUCUUUCUUUGCCAUGUUGCAGGACUACAGACCAACGGUUUUGGGUUCAAUUUGUACGGAUCAACGCUCGCCGGGACCGAAUGAAUAUCUUCGCGGGAAAGUAGACGCCUCUGACGGUGUGUCACACUCCAGCCACCAGUCCAACCACUGCAUCGACGAUAAUCAAACACCACAGAGUCCAAAGCUGCGCAUGAAGUUGUCCCGUCUCUGGGGUAGUGGUAGUGUGAAUAACAACUCGGUAAAAAGUCAACGGAACGUAAUGGCGGCCGCGAUGGAUGACAGCGUUGUGAAUAGCAAUAGCAGUACCAGUGUUGUGGUGUCUGCUGAAGCGGAAGAGAUUGCUAGACGUCGAGCUUUCGCUCAUUAUGACUGUCAAUCUUUGACGACUCAUUUGGGGUACGCCGUGCGUAUUAGAAGGAAUUUAUUGGCGAAACGCAGAAAUACUACGACUGGUGCAUCGGCGGCAUCCAUGUUGAUUAGGUCAUCUACGCCGGAUGGGGAUUCGAAUGAUGAGGAUUAUGGUGAUGGGCAAGGUAACGAUUUGGUUGCGAGUUGUCCAUUCUUCCGGAAUGAAGUUGGUGGUGAGGAGGAACGUGUGGUGUGUUUGACGCGGAUGCAACACACUAAAAAUAGGGUCCUGCAUCGUCCCUAUUUGGCUUAUGGUGUGGCUGUUCUUGAAUACGGAAUUGGGGAGACUCACUGGAGGCAUUCGACUUGUCCGUAUCAAAGAUUACAAAGGCCGAUCGAGAAUGUUGAUCAGGGUGCUCACUACUACAGGAAACACUUUAAGGAUCAAGAACAUCAAAAUUGGUUUGGGAUUGAUGAACAACUCGGCCCGGUGGCGAUAUCAAUUCGUCGCGAAAAAAUUCCCCAGCCUGAGAAUCAAGCGUUGAUGAUUCAGUAUCAAUAUCGUUUGGUAAUCCGCACAUCUGAGUUGCUGACGCUGCGCGGCGCCAUUUUGGAAGACGCCAUUCCAAACAUCAAAGCAUCGAGCAGCAACAAAUCUCACAUCAACACCAAAGAAGUUCUAGAAUACGUAGCGCCCGAAAUUCAACUUAGCUGUCUUCGUUUGGGCACUCAAUCGCCUGUUGUGGAGGAUCAGUUGGUUAAACUUGAUGAACAGGGCUUGACAAACAACUAUAAAGUUGGUAUUAUGUAUUGCAAAGCGGGGCAAUCAAGCGAGGAAGAGAUGUAUAAUAACGAAGAAGCUGAUCCUGCUUUCACUGAGUUUUUGGAGACGAUUGGUAAAAAGGUGCGACUGAAAGGUUUUGAGAACUACAAAGCUGGGCUCGACUAUAAAACUGACUCUACUGGUUUGUACUCAAUUUACUCUCAGUACAAGGAGUGCGAGAUCAUGUUCCACGUGUCGACGAUGCUACCAUUUACGAAAAGCAAUCGGCAACAACUGCUGCGCAAACGUCAUAUUGGCAACGAUAUUGUGACGAUUAUUUUCCAGGAACCAGGCGCUUUGCCGUUUACACCCAGGGGAAUCCGCUCGAAUUUCCAACAUGUGUUUAUUAUUGUUAGAGCGAUUAAUCCGUGCACGGAGAAUACACUGUACAGCGUCGCCGUGAGUCGAUCCAAAGAUUUGGAACCUUUUGGUCCGCCCAUUAAGGAGGGUGCAGUUUAUCCAAAAGGCAAAGCUUUCGCCGAGUUCUUGUUGGCAAAGGUCGUAAACGCGGAGAAUGCUGCACAUCGGUCGGAGAAGUUUGUAACAAUGGCGACGCGUACUCGACAGGAGUACAUUAAGGAUUUGGUUGCGAAUCAUGCUACAACUACUCCAGUUGAUAUGGGCGGUGGUAAAUUUAAUUUGUUCAGCAAGAAAAAAGAAAAGAUUCGUCUUAGAUUUAUCCCUGACAUCUCCCAACGCGGCGCAAUUUUGUGGCAGGUUCUUUUGGAAGAUUCGGGUCAAUCUCAGCGCAUCGAAUGUUUUCUGGGUAUUUCUGCGGACACUCUUGUUCUAAUUGAGGAACUUUCACGCCAAAUCGUUUUUGUCGCGCCGUGCAAAUCAAUUCUUGGCUGGUCGCACGGUUCUGACUAUUUAAGGAUCUACCAUCAUCAAGGUGAAUGCCUUACCUUUUACAUGCGCGAUACCAAUGUUGAACGCGAUGAGUUGAUGGAAGUAAUAGAUCGUCUUAAAGCGGUAACUCAGGGCGUGAAAGUCGAAAAGUUGAGUCUCAAUCGAAACAUUAUGAAACAAUUGGGUUUUCAUGUUCAACCUGAUGGUAUUGUCACUCUCGUUGAAAGUUCAGGCCCAGCAGCGAUUGCCGGUUUGCAAAAGUUCUCCCGACUAGUUGAAAUUUGCAAAGUAGCUGUCUCAACACUGACGUAUGACCAGAUGGUCGAUUUGUUGAAGACUUCUCAGACGGUAACUUUAACUGUGAUACCGCCGAUCAGCGACACCCAACCUCGUAAGGGAUGUACCUUACCGAAUUGUAAGUACACCGAAGGCAACUACGAAGCGGAUUAUGAGAAUCCCGAAGAGCAGAAGACACGCAAAGCGCCACAGAGGCAACAGGCCGUACCUGGUAAUGUCAAAGUGUACGAUAGAAGUUUUUCCCCUCCGCGAUCAAGUAAUAGCAGUGGCUAUGGUACUGGAAACAGCAAAAAGUCUUUUUUAGGCGGGGAAUCUAGGUAUCCCAAUGAUGCCGCAAAUCCCAUGGACGAGGAGCGAUGGAUUGAGGAAGAUAAGUCGGUGUACAAAACCUUGAACACUUUCCCAACGCCGUCCAAACGCAACAAUGGGCAGAAUGGCACUCAUGUCGCUCCUAAGGGUUCAGUCUCUAAUCAGGGGUCUAAUUUGCAAUUGUCCCAAUCGCACAAUCACUUUCCGCAUGUGCAACACAACAAAGUGCAUGCCAGUCAUUCACUGCCAUUACAGCAUGUGAAUUAUACUCAACCGCUAUCGGCAGCGUUGCACAGUAACACGGACUACGAGAGCUACAAGUUUGAUAAAAACAAUCUCCUAAAGCAACACAACGAACGUCAACGCGGCGAAAGAGUCGCAGAGAAUGACGAAUACAUUGUAACGCGUCCGAACAUCCGAUCCGAUUACACCACCAUCACUCAAAUUGGCCACGUUGGCAAUGGCGAUGGUCAUUCCACAGAUAGCUCUAUCAGUGACCGCCUGUACGGGGUCGGAAGUGAGGAGGAGCUUUCUAAUGGCAGCGGAAAUGUCUCACCCCGUGGUACGCGAAGGGCAAAACAUCUGGGAAGCAUGUCUAUGUCGUCUAGUAGGAAUCAAUCUCCCAGGUCGGUCAACGGUGAAGCCAAACUCCGUCCGGGUGUAACUUCCCGCACAGCAAAUCGUAACAGCGCUAAUAUUUCUAACAAUUUACAAGAAGAACUGAUAAGAUUGAUCAGUCCUGACAAUAUUGAAAAUGGUGAAGAUCGGAAUGACCAUCAUCCGAGGGAGAGAAACGGGGUAACUGGAAAUACGGUCACAUCCAAGAAGGAGAGCAAGAGUCGAAGUCGCGAAAAUUUAAAUAACGCCCCUUUGUCUGUUCACAAGGGCCCGGAAGUGAUUUUUACCACAGCCCGCCCAGCAACAGUCAUUUCCAACUCCAGCACCACCUCCAGUCCACUCUCAGGAGAGUUCAAGAGCAAUACAAUGGAUAGACUUUCCCCUCGAGUGACGAGUCCUAGCAAAAAAUUAACCGUAGGCUCAGUUGGACCAGAAACCAUCCUGUUGCCACAGGAUAUGGACUGGAAUAGCCUCGUGGAUACCGCUAAUCGAGUCGUGGGAACCACGGAAGGCGGUAAGGACGAAAGACAUCGUUGGAGCGACAACGGGGCUCAGGAUGUUUCCAUCAAUUCGAAUAUUACAACCAGUUCCAGCGUUCCCGAGCUGCGCAGUCACGACAAUGAUCUGGAGUCCCGUUUCACGCAUGAAAUCAGGCGUAGAUUGUCGCUCGAGGAGGAGGUGAGGCGUCUCAAGGACGAAAACCGGAAGUUGCAGGAUCAAGCCCAUGCCGCCAUCCAACAACUGCGGAAAUUCACUGAGUGGUUUUUCAAGAAUGUCCAAAGCCAAUGAUCAUGCACAUCUUCAUUACUUUGCAACAAAAUGCAUGAUACUCUUUCAUUUAGGAACUGUUGGGCGCAAAUUCGAACAUGACUAAGAAAUCUCUAAACAGAAGCCUCAUCUUUUAAUAUUUAACGGUUACAGGCAGUAUGUAUUUGUAAUUUUGUACAUAUUCAAAUUUUAAGUAUUAUAUCACGUCGAUUCUUUCGUGCGACCAGACAAGCUAAAUUGCUCUGACCAGGUGCAGGUUGAUCGAAUCGAUGAAUUCCAAAAGUAUUACUAAGCUAUUACAUGUAAUUUUUAAUUUAACCACGUAACUUAUAUUUAAGACUCGUUUUUAGAGUUACCACAUAAUUUUUUCACACAUUUCGCAAUCCAAAGUUUAAUUUCUUAAUGCUAACUGUAACAAUAAUGCAAGAAGAUGUUAUUUAUUGCUAGUUAAAUAUCAAAAACUUUGCAAACAUUGCGAAUUUGAUUUGUACAGCGUAUGUAAACUCAGAUUUGUAGUAGGUUUUUAUAUUUGCUGACAGCGAUCACGCUCGCCCAUUUUCAAUUUAUACCUGUAAAUAUUUACAUAUUUUCGUUGAAAUUUUGUUUUAUGUACAUUCUGCGAAACGUAAAUUGUAUUAUUAAAUCGCCUAUACUUAUCGAUAUCAAAUUGCGACUGUAUCUUAUGAAUAUAUAUCAAAAACAUCACUUAACGAAUGCAAAAUACUUAAAACAAUACGAACUUUUUAUAUGAAUCAAAAUUCGUGCAACACGACCGUAUCUUAUGAUUACAAUAUAAAUAUCUGUAUUAAUCACGACAUGAUACACAAUAUGAUAUAUACAAGUAGAUAUUCGUAUGAGGAAAAUUGAUAAGAUGAUAAUUAGUUAUUUGAAUAUUAUUAAUUAUUAGGAGAUUUUUAUCUAUUUAAUGAGACACCAAACAUUUUUAUUGUUAAUUAUAUUAUUAUACAUAUAGAAUAUUAAAAACAUAUUCUUAUUGAACGUUUUUAGCGUAAGUUUUAAAGUUUUAACUUUGUAUUAUUAUUUUAAUAAAUCAAUUAUUAAAUCAAACGCAUACUCAAAAUCUCAGUAAAAAGGAUCGGUAAUUUUGGUUUACAUUUUAAAAACAAGCGCAGAAUUGUAAUCAGCAAACGAAAUUUUAUUUAAAAGUGACCUGUUAUAUGUUAAUUAUAUUAUUACAAAAAUUAUACAUAUAAUGAUAAAA
Molecule: messenger RNA, 6267 nt
Organism: Dalotia coriaria
Lineage: Eukaryota; Metazoa; Arthropoda; Insecta; Coleoptera; Staphylinidae
Product: signal-induced proliferation-associated 1-like protein 1
Exons: 8
Coding region: 636-5066 (1476 amino acids)
Biological process (GO): activation of GTPase activity; regulation of small GTPase mediated signal transduction
Cellular component (GO): cytoplasm
Molecular function (GO): protein binding; GTPase activator activity
Source: RefSeq, a predicted model, not a curated record